Molecule: messenger RNA, 2189 nt
Organism: Sorghum bicolor (sorghum)
Lineage: Eukaryota; Viridiplantae; Streptophyta; Magnoliopsida; Poales; Poaceae
Product: endoglucanase 18
Exons: 5
Coding region: 332-1900 (522 amino acids)
Biological process (GO): carbohydrate metabolic process
Molecular function (GO): hydrolase activity, hydrolyzing O-glycosyl compounds
Source: RefSeq, a predicted model, not a curated record
CCUCUAACUCCCUACCACCUCCCACCAACCGACGCCAUUGCCGGCGGCACGUCCUGCCCGCCCCCCGCCCCGCGCGCGCGCGCAGUUGGUUACCCGGCCCGUUACGCGCGCACGUACGUGGCGGCUACCCAUUCGUUCGUUCCCGGCGCGCCUGGAUGAUCGGUUGACGCAGCCGAGGGGAUCGUACCCGGCCGCGGAUGGCCGUUGUUGUCCCUCCUUCCUGUCGUCGUCGUCGUCGUCGUCUCUCUCUCGCGGUCGCGCCGCGCCUCUGAAUAAUCGAUCUGGUGGUGGUGGUGGCGGCGGGCGGAGCUCCGCGGGCGACGACCAAUAAAUGGCGCGGCGGUGUUGCUGCGGCUGCACCGUGCGGUGCUGCUGCUGGCUCCUGGUGCUGACGCUGCUGGCGCUCGCGGUCACGGCCGCCAUCGUGUUCGCCCGCUACAAGGACGGCGGCAACGUCUUCCCCAUCCCCGGCGUGCCGGACCCCAAGUACGCCGAGGCCCUCGCCGUGGCGCUCCGCUUCUUCCAGGUCCAGAAAUCCGGGAAGCUGGUGAACAACACGAUCCCGUGGCGAGGGGACUCGGCGCUGCGCGACGGCGAGGACGCCAAGCUGGACCUGUCCAAGGGCAUGUACGACGCCGGCGACCACAUGAAGUUCGGCUUCACGCUGGCGUUCACCGGCACCAUGCUGUCGUGGUCCGUCCUCGAGUACGGCGACGCCAUGCGCGCCGCCCACCAGCGCGACGCCGCCAUGGACGCGCUGGGCUGGAUCAUGGAGUUCCUCGUCAACGCGCACCCCUCCGACGACGUGCUCUACAUCCAGGUGGGCGACCCGAAAUCGGACCACAAGUGCUGGGAGCGGCCGGAGACGAUGUCGGAGAAGAGGCCGCUGACGAAGAUCACCGCGAAAUCCCCCGGCAGCGACGUGGCCGCGGAGACGGCGGCGGCCAUGGCCGCCGCGUCGAUGGUGUACAAGCCCGCCAACGCGACCUACGCGUCGUCGCUCCUGGACCACGCCGAGCGGCUGUUCGCGUUCGCCGACAAGCACCGGGGCUCGUACACGCGCACGUUCCCGGAGCUCAGCGCCUACUACAACUCCACCACGUACCAGGACGAGCUCCUGUGGGCCGCCAGCUGGCUGUACCACGCCACCGGCAACCACAGCUACCUGAGCUACGCCACCGGCAAGAACGCCGACCAGUUCGCCGACCUCGGCAACCCCAGGUACUUCAGCUGGGACGACAAACGCGCCGGCACCGAGGUUCUCUUGUCAAGGGUGAGGUUCUUCGCCGCAGAUGGAUCUGAUGCCGGACAAGACGAGGUGCUUGGAUCGUACAAGGACACCGCCGAAGCCGUCAUGUGCAUUCUCCUGCCGGAGUCGGACACGGCCGCCUUCAGAACAGAAGGGGGGUUGCUGUACGUGGCGGAGUGGGACUCGCUGCAGCACCCGGUGGCGUCGGCGUUCCUCGCCAACGUCUACAGCAACUACAUGGCGACGUCGGGGAAGUCGGAGCUGACCUGCAGCGGCAAGAGCUUCACGGCGCUGGACCUGCGCAAGUUCGCCAAGUCGCAGGCGGACUACGUCCUCGGCGACAACCCCAUGAAGCUGAGCUACCUCGUCGGCUUCGGCGACACCUACCCGCAGCGGGUGCACCACCGCGGCGCGUCCAUCCCCGCCGACGUCGACACCGGCUGCGACGGCCAGAAGUGGCUCAAGUCGCCAGACCCCAACCCGAACGUCGCCACCGGCGCGCUGGUCGGCGGGCCGUUCAAGAACGACUCGUUCGUCGACGACAGGGAGAACGUGCAGCAGAACGAGCCGACGACGUACAACAGCGCGCUCGUCGUCGGCCUGCUCUCCAGCCUCCUCUCCACCGCCCCCGUGGCCAAGUCCCUCUCGUGAUCAUCCGGCCGGCUUGCUCUGCUCUGCUCGCUUGGAUUGGGUUCCUUUUCUAACUGACCGACUCUGCUGUGAAUGUGAUCCGACUUCGACUGAUGGUGUGUGUGGCUUUAAUUUGUUCUUCUGACUAAGCAGCCAGCAGUCACUGCUAAUUAAUUACUACUAUAUAUGAAAAUGCUGAUGUCAAACUGUUCAAUGAGUGUUUAGUGAUAGGGUGUUGUGUUAGCAAUUAGUAGCAUGGAGGAAUUCAGAGAUUUGCAUAAGAGAGGAUAGAAAAUCACAGGGAAUUGCA